AUGAUCCACAUCCCCUUCCCCCACCCCGCUUUAGUAUUAGUUUUUAAAGAUCGAAAUCCGCAAAGGAAGCCGAGCUCUUGGCUGCGCCUUUGUUUGGUGCCGGGGGACGCGAGGAGCGGGCGGGCAGCCGAGGGGGAGCCACUUAGCUCAGAUAGACGGACCCGCCGCAAUUGCAUUGUUUUCUCCUCCUCCUCCCCCCGCCGCCCCGUCCAACCGUUUGGAAGAGGAAGGAGGAGAAAGCGGAAGGGGUUAUCCUUCUGUCUCCUAAGGGUUUGUCCCAGAUACCAUUCCAUUAUCACAGGAGAGCCGUGGUUGCUGGUAAACAUCUCGCAGGAGAAGUCAGAACUCAGCAAGCAGCUAGAGACGGCGCAUCACACAGUGAAGCUCAGACCUGUAUCCUAUGAGGCCUCUUCACCACAUCUUUCUUUCAGGAUUCGAGCCGUGCUGUUUGGAAGGAGCAAUUUCGUCUUCUCUCAGAGCGAUGACGCUGUACCACUUUCGGCAUAUCCUGCUCCCCCCAUUUACCUGGGUGGCUGCUAUUGCUGCUGUUGCUGCGGCUGCUGCUGUUGGGCUUGCUCCUGCCUGCCUGCCUUCCUGCGUUUCAACCUGGCUUGCACUACGGGAGAAUCUCUUGUCGGCACAUUCUCGGCAAGAUGCGAGGAAAAUCUGGGCAGUGCAUUCUGUUCCUGCUGGAAGAGAAGAAAUGUGUGAUUCUGGGUUUUUAUUCCCCCCCACCCCACCCUAAAGGGUGAAAAAUGUGAGUCAAAGAGAUACGAUGCCAGGUAAUCUGGUGUUUACAGCAAGGGCAUCGGCAGCGAUCCUGUACGUAUGGCAAGGGCAUCAAGAAGAAGAAUCCCAGGCACUGCUGUUCGAAGGGAUUAUUAUGGGGAAAGCCAUGGCGAUGCCGUGCUUCACCUCAGAGGAGCUGUGCUGGAGAUGGAUAAAUAAAGUAUCUGAUACGUGAGCCUGUCAGAGCAUAGCCAUGGGAGGAAAAGAGUGGAAGGGAGCAAGCCAGCAAAUGAAAAGGAGGAAGAGGAGAUGGCAUGCCGUUUGAUCGUGUCUGCUCAUUUCUGCAAUGAUGAUGAUGAUGGCAUAAUUUACAGAACCCAUAUCUGGAUAGAGGGACUCUAAAUUGUAGUCUGAACACUCCCUAAUGCGGUUACGGAGGAAACAAAAGGUGUAGGUGGCUGAAAAGACAUGAGCACCUUGUGGGGGAAAGGAGAAGUGUGCAGUGUAUGUUGUAUGUGUGUCUGUGUUUGUACAUAUGUGCAUUGAGGGAAUGGCAGCUUUCUGACUUGAGAAUGCAUAGGAAGCCUUUCAGGUUGCUGGGUCAGGCUUGGUUAUGGUGCAUAUUUUCAACUACCUCCUUUAUACGUGUUCUUUUCGGCAAUAAGCAGUCAGCUUGUUUGAAAAAGACAUAUUUGGAGGCGAGAUUCUGGAAAUUCUCUCUUUCUCUCCCUCUCUCCCUCUUCCCUUUAACACCUUGAAGCCUUGAAUCUUCUAUAUGUUACAGGGAAGAACAGUGGGAUUUUUUGUUUGCUUCAUCUUUACAAUCUUUAUAAACACAGCUGUACUCAGUCUAGUGAAAAAAUUCUAUACUGUAAAUAGAUGUGUGGUCAGUCUAAUCAAAAUAAAUUAUCCCAGAUGACUUUGGAAGCCCAGCUGGCAACUCCUCAUUUUCAGAUGGCUCAAUGUGCAGCCGAAAUGAAAAUCGGCAACGUAUUUACAUUUUUAAUGCAUUUCAAAGUCAGCCUGUAAUUAAAAAA
This is a messenger RNA of Podarcis muralis (Common wall lizard), 1766 nucleotides long. The record is from RefSeq and is a predicted model, not a curated record. Lineage: Eukaryota; Metazoa; Chordata; Lepidosauria; Squamata; Lacertidae.